Penicillium canariense is the source of this 732-nucleotide messenger RNA. RefSeq names its product ankyrin repeat domain-containing protein. Lineage: Eukaryota; Fungi; Ascomycota; Eurotiomycetes; Eurotiales; Aspergillaceae. Bases 1 to 732 code for a protein of 243 amino acids. The record is from RefSeq and is a predicted model, not a curated record. The transcript has a single exon.
AUGUGGUCCCCAUGUUCCUUGCAAGGAGAGUUGACCCAUAACGACGAAAUCACGAAGCUAUUGCUUGCGGCCGGCAUCGAUGUCAAUCGCGUUGGCUUGGAAAUUGGGGGUAGAAGAUGGCGACCUCUUCAUAGUUGUGGUCAUCCCGGGCAGGCUCAGCUUCUACUCGAGGCGGGCGCCGACCCAAAUAUCGACCGAGAGGACAAAUGGGGCCCUUUGGCUUGUGUGGUGGGCAACUUUAUCCCCACUGUUACCUUGGAAUUUUCUUCUCAGGAACAGAAGGCCCGACGCAUGGAAAUGGUUCGACUGCUUUUCCAGUACGGCGCGGACCCGAUGCGAGCUGGAGGGGGUUGGGCCUUACAUGGGGCACUACGAGACCUCGACUUUGUUUUAGCCGCAUUUCUUGCCGACAAGGGCGCGAGGAUAAACGUUUCAGAGUUGACGGCGUCCGACCAAAGACUCUUGAACCAAGCGGUGAAGGAUCAUGAAUGGGGGACAGUGAUGAGGCUGACACCUCUCAAUUGGUCCUUUAUCAACUAUGUUGGUCCUGGCUUGAUCAAUAACGGGCGUUUUAUAUCCAUGUACAGAUUGCCGGUUAGUGGCCAGGGGAGUUUACCACCAUGGCUGGAAAACGAGAUCAUCCGCUGGUUGAAUGUGAAGCUCCUCCCUUGCCAUCCUACGUCUGGGAUAGUCACAAUUUGUCAGAAGACACUGGAAGUACAUAGAACAUAA